Molecule: messenger RNA, 1199 nt
Organism: Lactuca virosa
Lineage: Eukaryota; Viridiplantae; Streptophyta; Magnoliopsida; Asterales; Asteraceae
Source: the annotation of a GenBank genome assembly
CAACCUAAACAAAAGUCGUCGGACCUGACAGAUAAUUCGAAGUAAGAUGGGCCGAGUUGACGCGAAUCCAGCUCCUCAAUCCUCUGAUCAAACCCCAUUCCAACAUCCAUCGCCACCACCACAAGGCUACCCAAACAAUCAUGAAAACCCACUAUCAUCGUCACCCCUUCCUUCACAACCAGAUGCUUAUAUGGCCGAUAAUGAUCGGAAUCAGAGCCACCCUCAGUCCACUCGUUCAUUCGUACCUCAGUCGCCAGAAAGUAUGCCGCCACCUGAAGCUUUCCCACCACAGAAGCCACAUACGUACCCACCUCAACAAUCACCAUCAGCAUACCCACAUCAGCCGGAAGGUGUUAGUAUGCCACCACCUGAAGCUUACCCACCUCAGAAACCACAUACGUACCCACCUCAACAGCCACCGGCAGCGUACCCACCUCAGCCGGAAGCUGUUCAGUUUCCUCCUCAGCCACAGCCUGUUCAGUUUCCACCUCAGCAGACUAGUACUCAACAAGCUUACAGUAACAACUACGCCUUUAAUUCUAAUGCUCAGCCACAGGUGGUGAACUACGGUGUAGCUCCGACAGGAUAUCAAACGCCCGUUAAAAAUGGCCCUCCGCAAGGGAUUGCUGUUGGAACUCAAUACCUUGCUCCGACUCAGGAAUGGAGUAAUGGUCUCUUUGACUGUGCUGAGGAUCCAGAAAAUGCGAUUAUAACGGCAUGUUUCCCAUGCAUCACUUUCGGACAGAUUGCAGAGAUUGUUGACCACGGCCAAACUUCAUGUGCGACGAGCGGACUUAUAUAUGGUCUAAUCAGUGCGUUUAUUGGGAUUCCAUGCAUUAUGUCAUGCUCAUAUCGCACCAAAAUCAGAAGCCGCUAUGGUUUGCUAGAGACUCCUGCACCAGAUUGGGCUACACACUUUUUUUGCGAGUGGUGUGCACUUUGCCAAGAAUACCGACAACUUAAAGCCCAAGGCUUGGACCCUGCUAUAGGAUGGCAAGGAAACAUGGCGAAGAACCAACAAAUGCAGCAAUAUCAAGUGAUGACGCCUCCAAUGAACCAAACAAUGAUGAGUUGACCGAUGUGAAAUUUAAAUUUAAAUAUUAUCAUUCCUAUCUCUCUAUUAUAUUGGUGUUUAAUGAAUUCAUUUGUACCUGUAAUAAGUUUUUUUUGUUGCAAUAUAUAAUUUCCUUUUAUUUUCA